Messenger RNA from Carassius gibelio (silver crucian carp), 4428 nucleotides. RefSeq names its product dual specificity protein phosphatase CDC14AB. Gene Ontology annotation, molecular function: protein serine/threonine phosphatase activity; protein tyrosine/serine/threonine phosphatase activity. Lineage: Eukaryota; Metazoa; Chordata; Actinopteri; Cypriniformes; Cyprinidae. The transcript is spliced from 15 exons. Gene Ontology annotation, biological process: positive regulation of cytokinesis; protein dephosphorylation; cilium assembly. The record is from RefSeq and is a predicted model, not a curated record. Gene Ontology annotation, cellular component: centrosome; spindle pole; mitotic spindle. The coding region runs from base 472 to 2283 and encodes 603 amino acids.
UCCCUUUAAGAUCUUUAUUGACUGUCCGCGAACAUGGCAAGGGAAAGAUUUCCACCUAAUGACCAGGGCAGAAUUGCCAUGCAAAUGAUAGCGACUCGUAUCUGCCCCGUUUAAAGCGAAAACGGAUAUAUAUAAUACGACGAAUGGCGUUUUGACGGCACACGCGCGAGAAAAACUGCCGAUCAUUCAAGCACUUUAACACGGGACGCGCGAGUCAGGAUGCCGAAGUGACGCAGCUGGAGUUGUUUUAACAGCUUGAGAAGUUGCAGCUCAUUUCCUUCACCUUUUACCCGUGGAAGAACACCACAAGAUACGAGUGCCUUGUUUACACGUGUAAUUGGGCUUUUCUGUUCUUGAGCUACCCGGAAUAUUUGCGACAUCAGUUAAGAGAGAAGUUGCAUCCGUGAGAGGAAACGGAUUUGAAAGCAGCAGUAACGUUAAGGCUCUUUUCGAAAUAGUUGCGCUCCGUCGAUGACUCUCGACACCUCGAAACAUUCCGCGAUACUCACAAUUUUAUUUAAAAUGGCUGAUGAUAAUGAUUUAAUAGGUGCUUCGGAGCUUGUUAAAGAUCGACUCUAUUUUGCAACCUUGCGAAGCAAACCAAAAAGCACUGCAAACACUCAUUACUUCAGCACGGAUGAGGAGUUUGUGUAUGAAAACUUUUAUGCUGAUUUUGGCCCCCUUAACCUCGCUAUGCUGUACAGAUACUGCUGUAAACUCAACAAAAAGCUCAAGUCGUUUACACUGACCAGGAAGAGGAUUGUGCACUACACCAGCUUUGACCAGUGCAAAAGGGCUAACGCUGCUGUGCUCAUCGGUGCUUAUGCUGUGAUUUACCUGAAGAAAACACCAGAGGAAGCCUAUAGAGCUCUUAUCUCUGGCUCCAAUGCCUCAUAUCUUCCCUUCAGGGAUGCUUCAUUUGGGAAUUGCACAUACAACCUGACAGUUCUCGACUGCUUGCAAGGCGUUAGAAAGGCCCUUCAGCACGGAUUCUUGAACUUUGAGACGUUCAACGUAAACGAGUAUGAACAUUACGAGCGGGUUGAGAACGGAGAUCUGAACUGGAUCAUCCCAGGCAAACUUCUCGCUUUCAGUGGGCCGCAUCCGAAAAGUCAAAUUGAGGACGGUUACCCUCUACAUGCCCCCGAGGCUUAUUUCCCAUAUUUCCGGAAGCACAAUGUCACUACCAUAGUACGCCUCAACAAGAAGAUCUACGAAGCCAAGCGCUUCACAGACGCCGGGUUCGACCAUUACGACCUGUUCUUCGUGGACGGCAGCACGCCCAGCGACGUCAUCGCCAGCCGCUUCCUGCACAUUUGCGAGAGCACGGACGGAGCGGUGGCCGUGCACUGCAAGGCGGGUUUGGGCCGGACGGGGACUUUGAUUGGCUGCUACCUGAUGAAGCACUACCGCUUCACGGCUGCUGACGCUAUCGCAUGGAUCCGCAUCUGCAGACCCGGCUCUGUUAUUGGACCCCAGCAGAAUUACCUAGAAGAGAAGCAGGCGAGUCUCUGGGCGCAUGGAGAUAUUCUCCGCUCCAAGCAGCAGCAGUAUGAGGACAGAUCCGUUCCUCACCUCAUCUCGAGUAUGGACGACCUCUCCAUCAACACCUCCAUCUUUAAAUCACACAGCUUGGACCGUAUGGAGGAGAACGAUUAUGUGGAGAACGAUCUCGGUAUGACGCAAGGAGACAAAUUGCGUGCCUUAAAGGGUCGACGGCAACCGAAGUCUGCGACCACUGGAGCCAUAAGCAGAGUGAAACCAGAAGCCACUGGCCAGGGCUCCAUCUCCCCCCUCAAAUCCUCUAAAGUCCCACCAUCCUCCUCCAUCUCUGCCUCUGCCAAACGAAUUGGCCGCUCUUCAUCAUCAUCAACCAACCUCAAGAGCACCAGGUUAGCCAGCUCUUUGGGUAACCUGUAUGAACCAAAUGGCGAAGCCAACAGCUCUGGGAAACCGCCUUCCCCUUCUUCAUUCACUUCCUACCCCGUCCGCAUGGGUUACAGCAGCCCGAUCACCACCCACAGUUACCACUAUGAGGUCAACAACAAUCAGCAUAACAGCACCAGCACGCCGAACAGCAACGGGGUAAGCCCAAGCAGCGGGGUAAAAACCCUGACCUACAACCUCAACAACACCAGCCCAAGUGGACCUUCCACCAAUGGAAGGCUAGGGGCCAGUGAACAGGGGCACCACAGAAGCCCCCCGACGGGGCUGAGCGGGCUCUCGGCACGAUACUUCAGUCGGUCCAUUCCUUCCCUUCAGUCUGAGUAUGUUCAGUACUAAAGCUGCCACCUUCUGCUAACCCCCGUCCCGUGCUGCUGGCCUGGUCCUGACCCGUGACACCUUCACUGUGACCACUGAUUUGCUGACUUCUUGUUGUAAAAGGGGAACGAAGCCAAAAGGAAAUGUUUAGAGACGUUCUGAACUGUCAGCCUCAUGGUCUGAUACCUCUUGCUAUGACAGGGCUGAUCUGGAAUCUGCUGCAUGCUUUUAAAACGACACAAACUUGGCUUGCUCGUCCUUUCAAAACUUAUUUUCUUUUAUUUUUUUAAGAGAUACUCUCCAUAGUUAAAUAUUUUUAGAUGAUGAAUUUUUUUACUAUUUUAGUCCUAUUUUAUCUACAGUUCUUGUACUCGACGACAAGGUUUGUUAAUAUUUGUGCAUCUUUGGAUUAGGAAAUUUGUUCUGAUAUAAAUAUCUGACGUUUUUGUCUCCUGAGUGUAUUAACUAAGUAACAUAUCAAGUACGAGGGCUAUAUUUGAAAGGUGCAAAAUGGUUCGAUAGCUACAUAUCAUCUUAAAAGGGAUUUUUUUUUUUUGUCCACGAAAGCCAUAAAGAGUAUAUGUUUUCUUCAUUUGGGGAUCUAAGGGGGGUUUGUCUCCAUGCAACGGAUGAUGGCUAAUGAGACCACAAACAAUCUGUAAGCAAGCUUAUUUUUCUCUGGAAAAUUAAGGGCUUUGUUUGUUCAGUAUGAACGGUUGUAACAGGAUGGACUUUUUUCCCAUCGUUGUGAUAUAAUGUGCGCUAUUAUUAAACUAAUACAGAUAUAAGGUUGUACGUGUUUCAAGAGCAUCAAGGGCUGUUGAAAACACAACCAUCAACACUUCACUUUUAAGGAGUGUCCAUUUCACCAGCGCAUCUGAAAUAUAACAACUCAGAAUGUACGAGUGAGUUACAAGCGUUUGGCUAUUGGUUUUAAAAUGCAUGGUUUUUGCAUAAAACAGCUCAAACUGCUUAAAAUAUACAUUAACAAUGUAAUUAAUCGCAAACUUUAGUAAAAUAGAUGAGCUUAAGUGUAGAAGGUGAUAUGCAUAACAAAACCUUUUAUGUUAGUGCACAUAAUGAAUGUACAAACUGAUCUGAUUGCGUUUUUCCAGCGCUUGUGUCUCAAAUUCAAUUAUUUUAGGAUGUUUACAAUCAAGUGCAAAUUAUUUAUCGUAUAGAGUUCUUAAAGGUGACCAGCAGGGUUUAAACUAAAACCUUCAGAAUUACUUCAUGCAAAAAUGACAAUAAAUUCAGCCUCAUGUCAUUCCUUACUUGACCUAAUUUUUUCUCUGAAUUAUAAAAUAAGAUUUUGCGCAAUUACCGUAUUUUUCGGACUAUAAGUCGCACCUGAGUAUAAGUCGCAUCAGUCCAAAAAUACGUCAUGAUGAGGAAAAAAAACAUAUAUAAGUCGUACUGGACUGGAUGUCAAAUCUGAUGCAAAAUGUCAUAAAAACAAUUGGAUGUAUUUAAAUGAAAUCGUGGUGUUACAGUAGAGAGGAAGCAUUCUGCAAAUUGCAAAGUACAUUGCAUUUAGUUUAUCACACUGUUGUACAGAUUUGGUAAACUCCGGUAUCAUAUUUCUUCUGAAAAUACCAGCAUGUUACUUAUAUGGUGCACAUUUGGACCUCAGCAGCCUUAUUUUUAUUAAAUGGAAAAGAGCAGCGUGAACAUUCCUCCAAAUAUCAUCUUUUGUGUUCCACAGAGAAAAGUCAGUCAUACAGGUUGAUAUCAGUUGAGUAAAUUAUGACAAUUUUCAUUUUGGGGUUAAACUAAUCUAUGUGUUUCUCUUUGAACAAUUACCCCAGUGCAAGUUUAUGCAAUUAUAUCUCAAUGAUUGACUUUUCUGCAUCUAUUAGUCCUGUAGCACUCUGUACAUUCCAGAUGGUGUUAUGAAUUAUGUGUGUAUAUAUAUGUUUUGGGAGAAUCGUAUUUGAAAUAUUCUACUUCUUCGACAUAUACAUGAUGUAAACUAAUCUAUUGCUUAAAAAUAUAAAUAUCUAUUUUUGGAGCAGUGUGCAAAGACAGUCUAACAAUGUUAGAAUGGUGUUUGCUUUUCAAAGACAUGCAGACGUUAAAUUUCAAAGUAGUGGGUUUUACAUUAUUCUGUUAAAAUGUAAACACGAUUUGAAAGACCAGAAUAAAUAAAAGACAAAUUUUGCUUUA